GGUUCCUAGCCGAUCUCUGAGUUAAAUUGACACACGACAGACCAACAGGAGAAAAACUAUUUUAAUUACGUUUGUACCUGAGUCACACAGAAAUAGUGACUCCAGGAAGGGCCUGGAGGGCUGGAAGGAACAGGGCGUGGGGCUUUUGGUGGUGGGUGGCAUGUCCACCACACCUGCCGCAUUUCCAAAGGUGGAUGUUUUUACAGUCUAUGUUCUCACUUGUUCACACUUAGUUUUCUCCUGUUUUGGGCAGAGUCUUGCUGUGUAGCCCUGGGUGGCUGUGAAUUCAUGAUUCUCCUGCCUUAGCCUCUGGAGCCGGGGAUUAGAGAUGCGUCUCACCAUACACAGUCACUUUUUCACUUUCAAAACCUUAAAGUGCUUUCAUUUUGCACUCUGAUUUAGGCGGUGUUCAUUUUGGUCCUUACAGCAGUGGGUGGGGUCGGGGAGGGUGUCUCUAGGAGGCUUUGCCUGCCUUAGAGAAAGUGGCCUGAUUAUCAGCUUAUGCCACAAAGUGAGAGGUUCAUGCUUCAUCUCGGGCAACCGAGGCAAAGUUAAAGAGGCUCUCCCGAGUAGCUGGUUCUAAGCAUUCAACUCGCCCAAGAGACCGAUUUUGGGAUGACAUGUUCUGAACCCCUUCACCUACAGGUGCUAUUAUCCCAAGUGGAUGGUUUUACCCCUCCUCUGUUUCAGUUUUCUCAAUCAGCAAAAACGGGACUCUUCACCUGGGAAUCGUUUCCUGUGAGGAUUAUAUAGUAACAUUCACAUUUGUUUUUUUGCCAAGCAUAUGCUAGAUUAUAUAUGUAUUCUAUAGUAUAUCAACAAACCAUCCAUAAGGCCUAAAUCUGCCGGCCAGCGCAGCUUGACACCCAGAACCUUGUCCAGUGUUGCUUAGUUGCGAGGCAGAGUAGGACCUCAGGACCUUCAAGAUCCUUUCUCAUCCUGUCUGAAGUCACUCCCUAAGGAAAGGGCUCAGUCCCCGCACCCUCCUACCCCUACUUCUUUUGGUUGAGAUAGGAGCUCACGAUGUCCCAGGCUGACCUCGAACCUCUGAGUGCUGGGAUUACACACGGUGCCACUGUGCCUGGCUUUGGCACCCUGACUCCUGGACCUCAGGAUGCUUGGGGGGGGGGGGGUGGUCUCUGGACGCUGGGGCAUCCUCCAGAGCUAGGCUGGCAUUGUGGAGUCACCCUCCACGUUUCCUUGGCAACCUAACCGGAGGGGACGGGCUGCAGGGCACACAGUCCCCCGAAGGCUGCGGAGGGACGCGGGUCCUUUGGUGUCCUGGAGGCCACCGCAGGGCUGCGCCAGCCGGUGACUUCCCCCCAAAUCGACGGCUCCGGGCCGGCCCAUGGCGGAGGCGCGGGGGCCGCGGCGCGGUGGCGUGCAGCACGAGCUGCUGGAGAAGGUGGCGCGCCUGCAGCGGGGCGCGCGGCACGCGGAGCCGGAGGUGGCGGCGCGCAGGGCGACGGGCGACGGCGGCUCGGGCUCGGGCUUCUGGUGCUGGCGGCGGCUGUUCGCGCGCGGGGCCCGCGGGGCGCGCCGGAGGAAGGGCAAGUUCGCGCGGCCCGGCGCGGCGGCCCCGGAGCGCGGCGUGUGGGGGCCGCCCGGGCUGCAGAGGCUGCUGCAGAGGCUGGCGACGUGGCGCCGCCGCUACCUGCGGCGAGGGGAGCGACCCGAGGGCCUGGAGGAGAUCCCGCUGCUGGUGCUGGACCGCAAGCAGCGGGCGGCCGCCGACUAGGGGCGCCCCGGCCGGCCUCGCCAGCGCGCGCAGCGGCCUCGGGUCCCUUAGGCUUUGUAAACGAGAGCAAGAAGUGAAAAUAAACCUCGCGCUGUAUGAAUGAAAGAACGCGGAUUUGGGGGGGGUGUCUCUCGGGACCUAAGCGCAUCCCAGGCGCACGAGAGGGAGGCAUCGGCUUGGCUGAGUGCAUCCGUGAAGUCACUUGGAGCCUCCAAGCCGGUCCCCUCCCUGGGCAGCGGAUGUAGUGUUGUCUCGACACCUCCCUACCACUGCCCCUGCCCCUGGGGGGUGUGGAAUCGCAUCGCCAUCCUUGAUUUCAUUGGUUUAUAAGGCAGAUGUUGAACAAACACUGCUUUUUAAGGUUUAUUAUUUGGGACCUUAGAGAUGGCUCUGUGGGUAAACCUGGGACCCUAUGUAAAGGUGGAGAACCAACUCCACAGAGUUGUCCUCUGAUUACCACAUGCAUAAUAGUAAUACUAGGUAAGAAUCAUUAUUCUUUCACAAUUUCAUGUCUACACACACACACACACACACAUACACACGUGCGCACGCGCGCGCGAUUGUAUGUUCACCUCAUACGUCGAUCAUAUCCCUACCCUUUAUCCUCUCCUUCUCCCUCCCACUCUACGGAAUCCUUUUCCUCAAGUCCCUCUUUCAUCUUUACAGGUUCUGACGAGCAUGCAAGCCAAUCUUAGAAGCAAGA
Molecule: messenger RNA, 2441 nt
Organism: Peromyscus californicus insignis
Lineage: Eukaryota; Metazoa; Chordata; Mammalia; Rodentia; Cricetidae
Gene: CUNH1orf202
Exons: 1
Coding region: 1349-1738 (129 amino acids)
Source: RefSeq, a predicted model, not a curated record